Sphaerulina musiva SO2202 is the source of this 423-nucleotide messenger RNA. RefSeq lists its product as uncharacterized. The coding region runs from base 1 to 423 and encodes 140 amino acids. The transcript is spliced from 4 exons. Lineage: Eukaryota; Fungi; Ascomycota; Dothideomycetes; Mycosphaerellales; Mycosphaerellaceae. The record is from RefSeq and is a predicted model, not a curated record.
AUGCCGAAGUAUGCUCCAGCGGCGAGCGAUUGUGCUACAACUGCAAGCAGCCAGGCCAUGAGAGCAACAACUGCCCUCACCCAAGGACAACCGAGACAAAGCAGUGUUACCACUGUCAAGGCCUCGGCCAUGUCCAAUCGGACUGCCCAACCUUGCGCCUUCGAUCGAACGGGGCAGGAGCAGGAGCAUGCUAUUCUUGCGGUCAACCUGGUCAUCUUGCACGCGAAUGCCCGACUCCAAAUGCUGCGCCAGGUGCACCAGCGGCUGGCAUCGGCCGCGGAGCUGGCGGUCCAGCUCGUGGAGGUUUUGGCGGUUUCCGAGGUGGCUUGCGAGGUGGGUUCGCUGGUGCCAACCGCUCAGCAAUGUGCUACAAGUGUGGCGGACCAAAUCACUUCGCUCGCGAUUGCCAAGCCCAGGCAAUGA